UCGCGCUUCUCGGGGUGGCUCGUGUUGCUUGUGUUCGCUCGGUUCGGCCGCACCAUGUCUCCCUCCCGCGAUAAGUGACGUGAACGCGUCGUGACGCUUUGCUCUUCGACACGUGGCUAUUUACAACGUACGCAGUUCUAUAUAGAUCGUUCCGUUCUUUCGUAGUUCUGUUUUGAUUCACAAAGAAGAAAUUCGAAACGAAACAUGAAGGAAAACGCACAGUUUCCGAGCGGAUCUUGAAGCUGGCAGCGGUCGAGACUCGUGACUUAAAACUAUCCGCCGUCGUUGCGGAUAGUUCGAUAGUUUAACAAGCUUUCGAGAAAAGAAGAGAAGAAAGCUGGCUGCCGAUACUAUCCAACGACGCGCAUCGCGAAGAUCAUCGAAGAUAGCGGAGCACAUUGCAUGACUCGAUCGAGGGUAACACGAUGCGGCAUCGCGUUUCCCGUUGGCAAGCUAUCGCUGAAAGCCAAGAAGAAGAAGGCAUCGAGGCGAGCGGCAGCGGCGGCGUCGUUAGCAGCAGCAACAAGAACGGCAGCACGGCUGCUGAGGAAUGGACAACAACGAUUCUGACAAGCAAAAUCAUCGUCACUAUUAUCAGAACGCUCGUCGGCGUGACGCGCGACGCCGACGACGGCGUCGUCGACUGUCGUCGUCGAUUACUUCCGACGAUCGUCAUCGGAGUCAUCGCGCAGUGAUCCGCAUGUAAGAUUCGGUCGCCGGCUCGUUUGGAUGGAAGACUACAAGGACGACGAAGGCGGCGACGACGACGACGACGCAAGAGAUGCCUGGUAUCGUAGUAUUUCGACGACGUUGGAGCGUCGGCAGCGACGACCUCGUCGUGCCCGGCGCUUUUCUCUUCAUUUUACAUCUCAUAUGGCUGACAGUGUUAGGUAUUCUGCUGGGUAUUCUCGAAUGGAACCGCGGCGAUACCUGUAUUCUUCUUUUAUGGGAGUAUAUGAUCGGGUAUGAGGUUCUCCUUGCGGUAUGUAUGGUGGUGGAAUUCUACAUUUGCUUCCUGGCGAUGAGGGGCAGCAUCCUGGAUACUGCACGAAGAGCGCCGAUGCAAUACAUUCUUUACAUCCGGCUGUUUUUGGUACUAGUGGAGAUCGGAUGGCUAUGCGCGGGUGUUACGUGGUUAAUGCAUUAUUAUCAAACCUGCCUAGUGGACCAAGCUAAAGACGUUAUGUUAGGUUUGGUGAUAUCGAAUUGGUGCUUGCUGGCGUUAAUAAUGGUGACCAUUUGGUGCACGUACGAUGCUGCGGGCAGAUCCUGGGUGAAAAUGAAAAAAUAUCAGCGCAGCAUGAGAGAAGCGGAAUCAAGAGGCGCUCGGUUGCAUUACAAGCGCAGCGGCAGCAGAACUCGAAAUUGGCGACAACGAAAAGUUAUACGUGCCUAUCAGGAUAGCUGGGACAAUAGGUGCAGGCUGCUUUUCUGCUGCAUGGGCAAUUCGGAUCGUAAUCGAAACUCAUUUGCCGACAUUGCUCGGCUGCUGAGUGACUUCUUUCGCGACUUGGACGUAGUGCCGUCGGACGUGGUGGCCGGUUUGGUGUUGCUGAGGAAGUUCCAGAAAAUCGAGCGCGAGCUGAUAGUGAAGCAGCGCAAGAAUGACACGUACGAGUUCCUGUCAGGAGUGCCGGUCACUCCGCGCACCAAGUUUUUGUCCCUGACCGAGGAUGGUGAUCUAGGCCAUUUCCAGCUGGCCAUUCACUAUAUGCACUUCGCCCUCGCCGCCUACGGCUGGCCCAUGUUCCUCGUUGGUCCCUCCACCGAGCUCUGCCACUUGUGCACCAGAUUGCAAUGCUGCUACUGCCUUCCAUGCGGCGCCCGUCACGAGGACGACGUGACGAUCGUUGAGGACAACUGCUGCUGGUGCAAUUACGCCGCCCUGAGAAGGAUGCUCGACUUGGGGGAGAUCGAGGUUGUCUACGCCACCUUCCACGUUGACGUCGGCGAAACGCCGUUUUUCGUCGCGCUCGAUUACACCAAGAGAAAGAUUGUGAUUAGUAUACGUGGAACAAUAAGCAUGAAGGACGUAUUGACGGACUUGAACGCCGAGGGCGAAGUGCUGCCUUUGACGCCGCCGAGGGAGGACUGGCUAGGGCAUAAAGGAAUGGUGCAGGCCGCCGAAUAUAUACGCAAGAAGCUACAGGAAGAAGAUAUCAUUGCGCGCGCUCGCGCCAAGGAUCCUUCCAGAGAUACGCAUCAGUUCGGACUAACACUGGUAGGACACUCGUUGGGCGCCGGCACGGCGGCGAUUCUCGCGAUUCUGCUGAAGCAAGACUAUCCGGAUUUAGUUUGCUUCUCGUUCGGGCCACCCGGUGGACUGUUGAGCAUGCCAGCUCAGCAAUAUACUCAGGAUUUUAUUACCUCCGUGGUGGUGGGUAAGGAUGUCGUGCCGAGGAUCGGACUCCGUCAAAUGGAGAGUCUGAGAGCGGAUCUUAUCAACGCUAUCAAGAGAAGUGUCGAUCCUAAGUGGAAGACAAUAGUGUGUUCGGUAAUGUGUUGCGGAUGCGGUUCGACGCCCACAUCGGCCGCAAAUCUGGAGGCUGGUGGUUGCAUCAGCGAAUAUCAGCGGGAUAAAGACCGAGCACGUGCUCAAACCGUGGUACCCAGCGACUCCAGCAUCGCUCUGACUCUGCACAGGCCCUUGUAUCCGCCAGGACGAAUCAUACACGUGGUGCGACAUCAUCCGAACAAGGGCGAGGAGAAAUAUGAGACGAGUUGGAGGCAAAUAUUGAGAAAACGCGAACCGGUGUAUCAGGCGCUCUGGGCCGGUCCGUGCGACUUCGACGAGGUGUUGAUCAGCCCGGUGAUGAUACAGGAUCACAUGCCGGACAACAUGUUGCGGGCACUGAACAAGGUGGAAAGAAACACAAUCAAAAUAAUAAGUUUUUAAUUCUUCGAGAAUUGCCGCUAUUAGUGAAACAUUUAAUUUUUUGUGACCAACUUAUGACACGUGCUUUUUCUUUUUAAUUUGACAAACAAUGUUUAUACUUCAUAUAUGUACUAAAAGUUGAGCUUCGAGCACAGCCAUUCAUUUUAUAUCAAUGCGUAUCCUGCUUUUUAACGAAGAUUGGCCAUACCGUGUUUUAUUUAAUAGUUCUUUAUCUUUCUCUCUCUUUUUUUCUUCCUCUCCUUUCUCUUUCUCUUCUAUUUGUUACACGCAAAACGACUAAAAUUUUAAAAUAUAAACACGAAAACACAGGUGAUUCUCUGGACGAAGUUACUCUGUGUGCAAAAAUUGGUUCAUAUUCUUGUUAUGAAUUUAGCGCUAAAAUCGGGUAUUUGAUUUUAUAUUCAAUUUUUACAAACUUUCUUUCUCUCUCUCUCGUUAGAAAAUACUCCGCACUUGGAAUGUAUGCGCUUAUGUGUAUACAUAACGAAAAAUUUAACGAUCGUAUAUUUUUAGUCGCUAAAUUCGCGUUCAACAAAACAUAGGUGUCAUAUGUAUAUACAUAUACAUUCAUAUAUAUAUUUUUUUACAACGCUAGCCUGAAAAAUAUGUCGCGAUGUGAAUGGAAAUAGACAGGAAGUUUCACGCUGGUCGUUUUGUGAAUGCACACUUUUUGUUUUGCAACAACUUUGUUAUUAUUAUGUAUAAUUUUGCGAGACAUGUACAUAAAUAUUACUUCGAUCAAUAUACUUUCUGCCACGAAAACGAUGUUGUUCAUUUAUGAAAGAGCUUCCUAAUGGCUUCUUAAUCACUUGCGUAAUUGCUUGGAAACAAAACUGGAAGCAUGAGAUAUAAAAUAGGAUUCGAGAUGUAAAAGCAAAGAGCGACGUGUGGUAAAUUAUCGAACAGAUGCUUUACGAUCUCAACGAAUGUUUGUGCGCAUGCAAUUCAAUUCUUGCAGACUUUUAAGAGUGAAAAUAAAUUUGGAUUGCAAAGAGUUAAUAAAUGUUCGACCACCAUAUUGAUAGUACACGUUCGGUCACUGAGACAUUUUAUUAAAUCCUAUUUCAAUACUGCUGAGUUUUGUUUCUCAAUUUGAGUGUUCUUAUUCUUGUCAUAUUUAUUUCGCCAUUCUGCGAUUUAUUUGCCUAACUAGAGCGUUUGAUUAUUAUUACUUUUACCAUGUACUUUUCUUGCGCUACCGUUUAAUUUUACAGUCUGCUGUCUCAACACUACUCCGGCACGCACGAAGCGUUAAUGCGUAACGCGCACUCGGGCAUUUCACACUCACACAAAAGCGGCGAUGAUUGACUAUCAGUUCGCUUCUAGCCGCGUGUUCUGCGUGUCGGAGCCGCGAAUUUCGCUGUAUGUUCAACAACAAAUAUGUGAUAAGCGAAAAUUAUUUCAUUUCUCAGAGUGAAAUGUAAAACAUUGAAAAAACGACAAAUUUUUAUUCAUCAGGCAAUAAAAAGAUUCCGCGAGCGGUGAAUAUAUGCACGCGCGCAUGAUUAGAUAGAUUUUUUACACGAUAAAAGAAACCUUUGUUUAGCUGAUCCGACUCCUCCAUCGAGGCGAUUCUAAAUAGUCACUGACGGCGUGACCGAUUGUAGUAGGUGGUUCUCAAGAUCUGGAAUAAGUUAAACAAAUCGACAAGAUUGAAGCGCACACAAUCAAUUAUCAAUAAUUAACGGGACGAAAUGUUUGGGACGAUUCACGACACGCCUAACUGUAAAGUUUUGAAUAGAUUUGAGCGCGCGAAACUUAGAGGCAUGUCUCUUUCGAGUGCUUAUAUAUGUUGAGAAUUUGUCGCGAAAAUUCGAUCAGACUGACGAAAAAAAACACAAGCGAUAAGAUAAGAAACGUAACGGGUGGCUGAUGAGGGUGGCUGCGGUGUGGAUUAGGUAGUGGCGUGCAAAGAUCGGGGAAGCUGCGCGGAAGCGGGAGCAGCGACGGUAAUGGA
Molecule: messenger RNA, 4853 nt
Organism: Pseudomyrmex gracilis
Lineage: Eukaryota; Metazoa; Arthropoda; Insecta; Hymenoptera; Formicidae
Gene: inaE
Product: sn1-specific diacylglycerol lipase alpha
Exons: 15
Coding region: 782-2896 (704 amino acids)
Biological process (GO): lipid metabolic process
Cellular component (GO): postsynaptic membrane; dendrite membrane
Source: RefSeq, a predicted model, not a curated record